UCUGAUCUACCAAACAGUUUUUAAGGCCAAUUCUAAUAUAAUGGGCCGUUAAAUCACAUUUAAAAAACAACAAAAACAGAAAGUGAGCAUCUCUCUCUAUAUAUCUCUCACUUUCAGUCUGGGGGAUCCCAUUCAUGAAGUAAAAAAGUGUCCUUGGAAACCACUCUCAGGGAGGAUCCUUUUGUAGCCUUUCGGUGCUUCAAUCCAACUGCUUUCAGUCUCAUUCUCUUUCUUUUUUUCUGAUGAUAUCUUCGAACAAUGGAAUCAAACUCAAUUGCCACUCUGUUUCAGCAUCCAUAAUACACCAACCACCCUGAUUUCAGUCCCCAGUAUGAAAAUAUGCUCAUAGCUCGGACAAAAAGAAAGGUCAAGGCUGCAAUUUUUGACUUUUGCUUCUCGUUUGCUUACUUUUGACUCCAAAUCUGCGACAUCCUUUGCACUUUGCAGCCUGUUUUUGAAACUUCUACUUCUUCUCGCCACUGUUCUGAAAAUGAAACACAAUAUUUAAAACCGAUUCACUUCCUGAAAAUAGCUUUUGGUUGGCGUGUUGGGGAGCACCCGUGGCCAUGGCAAUCGAUGUCUGCUCGGAGAUUUCAAGCCCAGGGAUCAGUCCGAGAAUCUCGUUUUCCCAUGAUCUGAACCAGCCAGAUGUUCUGUCCAACGAAGAUCGUCAUCAUCACCAGCGGUCGGACUUGAGCCUCUUGGAUUCCGGCUCCGACUUCGUCUUCUGCAUUGGCAACAGCUUUGCGCAAGAACUGUCUCCGGCCGAUGAGCUUUUCUCCAACGGCAAGAUCCGCGCUAAAGAAAUCAAGCAAAACUCGAUUUGCCCAGAUAAAAUACGCCAAUCUGAGCCUGUUUCUUCUCGUUCCCGGCCUUCUUGUACUGCAAACACAGAAAAGAAACAGCUCAAAGAGUUCUUGUCCCACAGUUUUGACGUAGAAGAAAAGCCUCCAUCAAAAUCUUUCUGGCAGUUCAAGCGAAGUAACAGCCUCAACUGCGAUAGUUCUCGAAGCCGAAGCUUAAUCCGCCCAUUGCAGUUCUUAUCGAGAAGCAAUUCAACCGGUUCAGCUCCGAAUGCCAAACCAGCAACACUUUCAAAGGAAACCCAAAAGCCGCAUUUGCAAAAACAACCGUCUGUAUCAAGCAGAAAGUCAUCAUCGGGAACAUGUUCGAGCACGUAUUAUUUCUAUAGUUCGUCGCAGAAGCCGUGGCCCAACAAGAACAGUGGAUCUUACGGCAGUGGGGUUCGAAUCAGUCCUGUUUUGAACCUUCCACCACCAUACAUUUCUAAAGUAACAGUAAGUUUUUUCGGGUUUGGAUCUCUCUUCUGUAAUGGUAAGGUUAAAAGGAAGAAGAAAUGAUGUUGCAGCUUCUUCCCUGGUCCUCACGUUCAAGAACAAAUGGAUUUAGCUGUCAAUCAUUCUGUUUCAAGAACCAAUAUGCAUGUGACCUCAGACUCUGUAAAUUGAAAACAAUAUUUUUUUUUUUACCAGAAAGAUUAAAAAAGAAAAAAAGAAAAAACAGUGUUGUUGAAAUCUACAUGGGGCAGUAAUUUUUAUUAUUGGUUCUUUGUCAUCGAUUCAUCACCAUCAAGAUGUCAUGGGCAAGGGAGACAGAUAAACAAGGUUCCCUUCUUUUGUGGCUCUUCUCCCCGUUCCCAUGGGUUCUCUCUCUCUUUUUUAUCUAUCUUUUGAAUCCUCUCUUACUUGUUCAAUGUGGGGGUCUUUUGAUCUUUUGGACUUUGAUUGAGGACUUCUUUUGGUGUUUUCUUUUGUAUGGUAGAUUUGGAAUCCUUUAAUCUUGGUUUUUUAUUUUUUCAAGUGGGACAAAAACAGUUGCUUAAAA
Molecule: messenger RNA, 1845 nt
Organism: Juglans microcarpa x Juglans regia
Lineage: Eukaryota; Viridiplantae; Streptophyta; Magnoliopsida; Fagales; Juglandaceae
Exons: 1
Coding region: 567-1361 (264 amino acids)
Source: RefSeq, a predicted model, not a curated record